GCUUAAUGGUGAGGAAAGUAAGCCAUAAAGAAGACUCGAAAAAAUCAAUGUAGAGGGAGAGGAGAGGAGAAGAGAAAAGAGAGAGGAGAGAAGAGAGAGACAGAAACUUGGAGUAUUCUAGAUUAAUUGAUUUGACCCAGGCGAAUGGUAUUCUCUCAUUUUUUUUAUUAUUUAGGUCGGGAGGUAUCUAGAGAAGAGAGGGUUGGUUAUGUACAGCUGGUUUUCUAUUUUUCCUUAUGUCUUGCCACCCUUCUUCUACAUCUCCGUUCCUUCAUCCGUCCAAGAAACACGUCUUGGUGGGGAGGACAUGGCACUUUCAUUGAGAGGAGUUGCGCGAAGGCAUGCAAAAGAAAGGCAAAGCGAGGAAAAAAAGGAUGGAAAAGGGCAUUAGUUGGGACUUCUUCCACCCCUCGGCCUGAAGAACAAUCAACUUUUACCCACACUUCGGUUUUUUAUUUCCAUACAGCUUGAUUCCCUUUUGGAGAAAUAUGCUUGUCUGUUAGCUCUAAUGAUUUGUUCAGAAUUUAAGUAUCAAAGGCAGCGGCCGAGAAGGGUAAUAUCGUUACACAAGCUAUGCAAGCACUUAUGCCACCUUCCCAAUAUGGCCAGAGUUGA
Umbelopsis ramanniana AG is the source of this 615-nucleotide messenger RNA. RefSeq lists its product as uncharacterized. Lineage: Eukaryota; Fungi; Mucoromycota; Umbelopsidomycetes; Umbelopsidales; Umbelopsidaceae. The record is from RefSeq and is a predicted model, not a curated record. The transcript has 2 exons. The coding region runs from base 145 to 471 and encodes 108 amino acids.